UUAUUAACUUUGUGCGACUAACAAAACAAGGGGAGCUCUUGGAGAGCUGGUGGGCAAACUCCGACAUGAAAGGGGAGCAGCAUCACGUGUCGUGUCAUCAGUGCCUCUGCCACCACCGUCGUGAGGUCUAGGGCACUUGCCCCGGCUCGGGUUGUGUUGAGCAGCAGCAGCAGCAGCAACUCGCCUGCUGAUUCUGCUGCCGCUGCCGCGCUUGUAAAUUCCGGCUCGCCGCGGGAGUGAGCCACGCGGAUGAGCGAGCGACAGAGCCGGAGGCGAGAGCCAGAAGCGAGCCAGGGGCCAGCAAGUAGCUGCAAGGGGGGGGGGGGGAGAUUUGGCGGCGCGGGGAUGGGCGACCCGGGGAGGCUGCGCGUGGCGGUGGUCGGUGCCGGGGCCGCGGGGCUCUGCGUGGCCCGGCACCUUCUGGCCCGCCCGCACGACUUCCACGCCCCGUGCGUGUGGGAGCUCGACUCGGCGGCGGGCGGCACGUGGGUGUACAAGCAGCAGCGGGCAGAGGCCAACCUCUCCAGCAUCUACCGCGACCUCAGGACUAACCUGCCCAAAGAAGUGAUGGCCUUUCCCGACUUUCCUUUUGACAAGAGCCUGCCCUCGUUCCUGCAUCACAGCGAUGUCCGAGCAUACUUGGACAAGUACAUCGAUCACUUUCAUAUCCGGCCACACAUCAAGCUCAAGUGGCGCGUGGAGCGGGUGCAGCCCGUGCCAGCACCGGAGGAGGCUCCUCGCGACGUGGCCUGGGAUCUCACUGCGCGCAGUCUGGCCGAUGGCGAGGUUGUCACUGAGCGUUACGACUCCGUCAUCGUCUGCAAUGGACAUUAUUCCAAACCGUAUUUGCCAGACAUUCCCGGCCUGGCCGACUUCAAGGGCCAGGUGCUGCACAGCCACGACUACCGCAGCCGCGAGCGCUUCGCGGGCCAAGCGGUGGCGCUGCUCGGAGCCGGCAACUCCGGCCAGGACAUCGCCGUGGACGUCUCCCCCGUGGCCCGCGAGGUGUGGCUCUGCCACCGGCGCGCCCCGCUGCGCUCGCGGCUGCCGGACAACGUCCGGCAAGCGCCGUCCGUGCGGAGCUUCACGGAGCGCGGCGUCCUGCUGGCCGACGGCUCGGAGCGCGCGGCCGACGCGUUCGUCUUCUGCACCGGCUACGAGUACGCGUUCCCCUUCCUGGCGCCGGAGGCGCGCGUCAGCGUCGGCGACCGCCGCGUGUCGCCGCUCUACAAGCACAUGAUUCACGCGGCCACGCCGACGCUCGUCUUCGUCGGCCUCUGCAAGCUGGUCAACCCCUUCGCCUUCUUCGACUGCCAGGCGCGCUACGCGCUGGCGACGCUGCGGGACCCCGCGCUGCUGCCGCCGCGCCCCGAGAUGGACGCGGAGGUGCGGCGCGAGUUGGAAGCGCAGCGCGCCGCGGGCGUUCCCGAGCGCGACUGUCACCUGCUCGGCGACCGCCAGUGGGCCUACAUGGCCGAGCUCGCCCGCCUGCUCGGCACGCCCGAGGCCGCCCCUUCCGCCGCCGUGCGGGCCCUCUUCGACGCGGUGAGAGCUCACCGGGAGGCGAACCUUCUCGCGUACCGCAGCCUCAACUACGGGAUCACAGGCGACGGUGAAGACGGCUGGUGCGUCGUUGACUCUGGCGAAGGGAGCCGAUGAGCACCGCGGCUGCGUGCGGUCCCACCGCGUCGAGCCGCUGCCGUGAGCCGCUGCCGGCGUUCGAUUCCCAACGUUAAAACCGCACACACAAGUCGACCAUUCAUAAAGACGAGUUAAAUCAUGUAGGGAUGUUGUUUGUAGGCCAACUGGCCAAAAUAUGCUUAUAGAAUGUGUGCUCCACACUAACUUAACUAUUGCUAUUCUACCACUGAUCUUUACAGCAUUUUUUUCGGAAGCAACCUGGCAACGAGUGACAGCUAAACGUAGUGGCUUAUAUCACGUGGAAAAUUACAGCGGUAGUCAAAUACUCCAAACGUGUGAUGUUGAUUCUAAAUGUGGAGGGGGAAACUGGAGGACCCGGAGAAAAAUCCACGCGACCACGGGGAGAACACACAAAUUCAAAACGUAACGUUCUGUAUAUGCACACUGGGGACUCACGGGUGAUUGCACAUCCAGAGAGAGCCAUCGGAGACCCAUCAGGCGAAGCAAUGUCCCGUGUUGAUGCCGGAAGGCGCCUCACACGACGCUCGCGCUGCUGGUGCACCAGACCCAGACAGCGCUCGCCACUGCCUUCUCAUUCCCAUCCAGGACUCUAUUCCGGCUUCCAUAAGCGGUGGUGUCGCUGAUUCCCGUGGGCAGUUGCUGAGCCCAUGGCUCGGCUCAGACUCAACUCGUGGAGAUCCUGGGCAUGGCUCGGAUCAUUUCUCAGAGCCGGCUCAAGGUUAAGAAUUUGGCUUUGAGCCAGAGCCGAGCCUGAGCCGAGUCGAGUCACGAUGAAGAAUAUGGCCCUCAAACGCUGUCCGGUGCCUCAAGAAAAUGGUCCCGAAUCUUGAAACACCCUCGAGUCUCCUGGCUGGCCAGUUUAAACAUUUUGGCGAACCAAGUUGUUACUCUGUGGACUUUCCAAGUCUUUAAGCGCUGCCAGUGUAACCGUCGUACAACACACGUGCACCAGCACACAACACAACACACGUACACUAGCACACAUCACAACACACGUGUACCAGCACACAACACACGUGCACUAUCACACAGCACAACACACGUGCACCA
This is a messenger RNA of Petromyzon marinus (sea lamprey), 2712 nucleotides long. RefSeq lists its product as uncharacterized. The record is from RefSeq and is a predicted model, not a curated record. Gene Ontology annotation, molecular function: flavin adenine dinucleotide binding; N,N-dimethylaniline monooxygenase activity; NADP binding. NCBI's taxonomy places the organism in Eukaryota, Metazoa, Chordata, Hyperoartia, Petromyzontiformes, Petromyzontidae.